Molecule: messenger RNA, 1094 nt
Organism: Thamnophis elegans (Western terrestrial garter snake)
Lineage: Eukaryota; Metazoa; Chordata; Lepidosauria; Squamata; Natricidae
Gene: RBM17
Product: RNA binding motif protein 17
Exons: 5
Coding region: 1-621 (206 amino acids)
Source: RefSeq, a predicted model, not a curated record
AUGGUUGAUAUGCAAAUCUCGCCGUUUGCGGAACUUCUUUUUCUCCGCCCAUUGGCUGCUGCGGACGGAGUCGCCGUAGCUCCGCCGCCCCCAAGGGAGGACCAGGCUCCACCUCACCGCGGCCACUACGGAGUUUGCGCACAAACGGUCUCUAGAGAGGCGGCGACGACGGCGGCCAACAGGAGCGGAGCCGCUUCCCGGCCGCGCGCUGAGAAGGAGCAGCCUGAUUGGUUCCCGUCAGCCGUGACGCGGGCGCUUCUCUCGGCCGACGAAGAGGCGCUCUUCUCGGCCUCGGGUGCUACGCCAGCCCCCGGCUUGCGGCCUCGACGGAAGGGAAAAAAAAUGUCCCUCUAUGAUGAUCUGGGAGUAGAAACCAGUGAUUCCAAAACUGAAGGCUGGUCCAAAAAUUUCAAACUUCUGCAAUCUCAGCUGCAAGUGAAAAAAGCCGCUUUGACUCAAGCAAAGAGCCAGCGGUCGAAACAAAGCACAGUCCUUGCUCCUGUCAUCGACCUGAAACGGGGCAGUGCUUCGGAUGAGCGCCAGAUAGCGGACACCCCACCCCACGUGGCGGCUGGCUUGAAGGACCCGUCCCCAGUGGCUUUUCAGCAGGAGACGUAUUGAUCCCUUUAGCGGAUGAGUAGAUCCGAUGUUCCCGAACGAUUACGAGAAAGUCGUAAAACGCCAGCGGGAGGAACGGCAAAGGCAGCGCGAGCUUGAGAGAGCAGAAAGAGAUUGAGGAGAGGGAGAAGUGAGUCCUCAGCAACCCCAUGGUCAUGUGAUCAAAAAUUUAGACCCUUGUCCUGUCAACAUGUGCCGACAGCAGCCAGAAUUGUAUCUGCACAAUUUGGAAAAAUGAGGGAACUCCUACAGAAUGAAAAGCAGAAUUAAAAAAAAAAUAGUACACUGUGGCAGAAAUGGAUAGGUUAACAUUCAAGAUAAAGGAUAAAGAGGAUACAGAAUAUUUUUUAACAUGGGAUUUGUUUUUCAAAUGGUAAGAUAAUAGAGGUAGAAACUAGAAGUUGGAAGAAUACUACUAUAUACAAGUAAAUAUUGUUGUUACUAUUAUUAAUAUGUGUAGGUAAAUUGACAAUACA